AUGUCAACAGUUCUCCCAGCUGUCUUAGGCGGCGUUGCAGGAGCUGUGGCAUUGCUUAUGCUUCUGGUGAUCUUAAUACAUUUCUGGAUGCUGCGUAGGAGCGUCCCAAGAACUGCAGAAAGCAGCUCCUCUGACCCUUCUCCUCAAGGUGGUGCUCCUGUUCAGGAAGCCAUAGUAUGUCUGAGGGUUUAUGUCUCCAGUCCAGUUGAGUCUAACCCCCAGUUAUUGAAAUUUACAGGUUCUCGGAGUGUUGAGUUGCCUCUGACGGUUGGCAUCUCUUACCCAUCUGAUCUUCAAGGGGCAAGAUGCUUCUCUCUGGAGGACUUGAACAAGGCCACUAAGAACUUCAGUGAGAACAAUUUGGUCGGAGAAGGAAAUUUUGGAGAAGUAUACAAGGGCCUGAUUCUCGAUAUGAUAGUGGCUGUUAAAAGGCGCUCUGCUUCCCCAAGUCAGGAAUUUGUUCAAAAGGUAUUUGGAACUCCCACUAUGGAACCAGUGGGAUUUUCUAGCUUCGUUGGCCCCCCAGAAUUUUCUUUUUAUCUUCCUGGUUCUAGCCUCUCUUAAUUAUAGUCAUGGAUAGUAUAAUCACAUGUUGACAUACGUUCAUUUCACGCGUUGACUCCUGAAACUUGUACACUCUUCCGUGUUUAUCUUCCAGGUGCAAAAGCUUUCUUCAAUUAGGCAUCGGAAUAUUGUAAGCCUGCUGGGUUACUGCCAGGAAAGCAACCUUCAGAUGCUUAUCUAUGAAUAUAUACCCAAUGGCAGCAUUUCAUCCCACUUAUUUGGUAAUUCCUUUUACUUUCCUCUCAUUGAUUGCAUUCUCCAUGUGAUUUCCUUGUCUGAGCGCAAGAAAAUCUCUAAUCUUCGUUGUAGGUACCUCCAACACGAGACUAGAAUUCAAGCAUAGGCUUUCUAUUGCUUGUCGAGCAGCUAAAGGUGAUCGUCUGCCAAAUCAGUGAGCAUGGGUAGUUUUCAUGGUAUUGGUUUCCCCUGAGAUGCAGCGAUGAACAUAACAGGCCUAGAUUUUCCAUGCCGAAUUGCAGUUAUUCGUUUGAAAUUUUUAUGAGACCAUAACAUUGAGUGAUAUUAAGGUUUUUUCGUAGGUUAUCAAAGCAAUAUUGCCGGUUUCUCACUCUUUCCCCUUCGGUCAGGUUUGGCUUACCUGCAUUCGCUCAAUCCACCUGUAGUACACAUGGAUUUCAAGACAGCAAAUGUCCUGGUGGACGAAAACUAUAUACCCAAGGUUGCAGAUGUAGGCUUACAAAAUUUUCUCAGAAGAAAUGAUGGUGCGGGCCCGUCUCAGACAAAGGCGGAAAAUCUUUUCUUGGAUCCAGGGUAGUUUUUUCUUGCCAUUUUGAAGCUCAUAUAUCUGAUUAUUGUACCCAAAACGGAAAAAAAAAUGUAUUUUGGUUAAAUAAUUCCGUCUUCGUCAAUGUUUCUGGACAGGGUCUGCGAGUCCAGAUCAUUUACUGACAAAAGUGACGUCUACAGCUUCGGAGUUUUCCUUCUGGAGCUAGUGAGUGGGACGGAAGCUUCACAACUUCAGUUCACCGGAUCCAAUCAAGGCAUUACUGAAUGGGUACUUGAUAUUCUUUGUGCCCUCAUCAUCUUAUUUAAUUUAUCUCUUCAAGAGUUUUCCAUUCAGAUUAUCGAUAUAAUUUUCUCAUCUUCAUCACAAAUAAUCCUUUAUUAGAACAGUUCCUCUUUUUUUCUUUUCUUUUUUUGAUACUGCAGUAAAGCCGAGGAAAAACCUAAUCAUGAAUUCUCUCCUGAAGGCGCAAGACUACGAUGAUUCCAGCGACAUAUCCGCCCUCAUCGAUCGUAGGAUGGCGAGAUCUUUCACCGAUAAAGGGUUGAGAGACUUGCUGCGGCUGGCGGUCUGGUGCUUGAACCCUUCCGCCGGCGGGCGCCCCCCGAUGAGCUUCGUGGGGUCAGAACUUGAUAGAAUCCUCGAUAAAGAGAUGAGCUUGACGACGAUCAUGGGGGAGGGCACCCCAACGUUGACCCUCGGAAGCGAGCUCUUCAUGUCCUAG
This is a messenger RNA of Spirodela intermedia, 2033 nucleotides long. The record is from the annotation of a GenBank genome assembly. Lineage: Eukaryota; Viridiplantae; Streptophyta; Magnoliopsida; Alismatales; Araceae.